This is a messenger RNA of Colius striatus (speckled mousebird), 4230 nucleotides long. RefSeq names its product solute carrier family 2 member 3 (gene SLC2A3). The transcript is spliced from 10 exons. Lineage: Eukaryota; Metazoa; Chordata; Aves; Coliiformes; Coliidae. Gene Ontology annotation, cellular component: membrane. Gene Ontology annotation, biological process: D-glucose transmembrane transport. The record is from RefSeq and is a predicted model, not a curated record. Bases 197 to 1687 code for a protein of 496 amino acids.
CAUAAAUUGCGGGCCGCGGUGGAGUGGAGGUGUGAGGGUCGCGUGGUAGUGCUGCGUGGGCGGCAGCGGAGCGGGAGCCGACUCCUUCUUCCCCCCCCCCUCCUCCUCGCGGGUUCCGUUAAGUGCCGCAGCCGUUGGCCGGGAGUCGUUUGUCACCAGUCGUUCGCCGCCAGACAUCCGCUGCUCGUCGCCCAGGAUGGAUGCUAAAAAGAAAAUCACAGCACCUCUUAUCUAUGCUGUUUCCAUUGCUGCCAUUGGAUCUCUUCAGUUUGGGUACAAUACUGGUGUCAUCAAUGCUCCUGAGAAGAUCAUCCAACGGUUCUUCAACAGCACGCUAUCAGAACGGAGUGGGGAGGCUGUGUCCUCAGAGCUCCUCACCUCUCUGUGGUCCCUUUCUGUGGCCAUCUUCUCAGUAGGAGGUAUGAUUGGCUCCUUCUCAGUCAGUCUGUUCGUCAACAGAUUUGGAAGGAGGAACUCCAUGCUACUGGUGAAUGUCUUGGCCUUUGCUGGUGGUGCCCUCAUGGCCUUCUCUAAGAUGGCAAAGGCAGUGGAGAUGUUGAUCAUUGGCCGCUUCAUCAUUGGCAUCUUCUGUGGUCUGUGCACUGGCUUUGUGCCCAUGUACAUCAGUGAGGUCUCACCUACCAGCCUCCGUGGAGCCUUUGGCACCCUGAACCAGCUGGGCAUUGUUGUAGGGAUCCUGGUGGCCCAGAUUUUUGGCCUGGAGGCAAUCAUGGGUACUGAAACACUUUGGCCACUGCUUUUGGGGUUCACAGUCCUCCCAGCAAUCCUGCAGUGUGUGGCUCUUCUUUUCUGCCCUGAGAGUCCCCGUUUCCUAUUGAUCAACAAGAUGGAGGAAGAGAAAGCACAAGCAGUUCUCCAGAAACUCCGUGGUACACAAGAUGUGUCUCAAGAUAUCCUGGAGAUGAAAGAAGAGAGUGCUAAAAUGUCCCAGGAAAAGAAAGCAACUGUUCCAGAGCUUUUCCGUUCUCCCAGCUACCGUCAAGCCAUUAUCAUUGCCAUAAUGCUGCAGCUCUCCCAACAGCUCUCAGGCAUCAAUGCUGUAUUCUACUAUUCUACAGGUAUUUUUGAAAGAGCAGGUAUCACACAGCCUGUGUAUGCCACUAUUGGAGCUGGCGUGGUAAACACAGUCUUCACUGUUGUGUCGCUGUUCCUGGUGGAGCGUGCAGGUCGCAGGACUCUCCAUUUAGUUGGCUUGGGUGGCAUGGCUGUGUGUGCUGUUCUUAUGACCAUUGCUUUAGCUCUGAAGGACACUGUGGAGUGGAUAAGAUACAUCAGCAUUGUUGCCACUUUUGGUUUUGUGGCUCUUUUUGAGAUUGGCCCUGGUCCUAUCCCAUGGUUCAUUGUGGCAGAACUCUUCAGCCAGGGCCCACGGCCUGCAGCCAUGGCAGUGGCUGGUUGUUCCAACUGGACCUCUAAUUUCUUGGUUGGAAUGCUCUUCCCCUAUGCAGAGAAACUAUGUGGCUCCUAUGUCUUCCUCAUCUUCCUUGUUUUCCUGGUCAUCUUCUUUGUCUUCACAUUCUUCAAAGUGCCAGAGACCAAGGGCAGGACUUUUGAAGACAUCUCCAGGGGCUUUGAAGGACGAUCACCAUCUGAUCCCACACCAUCUGUAGAGAAGAACCCCAUGGUAGAACUGAACAGCAUACAAACUGACAAAGAACAUGCCUAAGAUUUGUGACACACCCGUUUUUCGACUCUUACAUGCUUAGAGUCAUUAAAGGAAUGAGCAAAGAAAACCAUGAGAACUGGGACAUUUUUCUCUCCCCCUCAAUUGCUGCUAUUUUCUUUUUUGCACCCACAUAGUUGCCUGUUCUGCCAGACUUAAAUCUGAUAUGGGUGAUCCCCUUUUCAUGUUCUGGAAGGCACCUGGCACUGGCAAAAGUAAUCUCAUCUUCCCUGUCAGAAACAUCAGGAGAACAGAGAAGAGCUGGCAAUGUUUUUGCUUUUCUCACCUGUAAUUGCUAUUUGGGUUAACAUUCUUAGGCAUGCAGUGACAGUUAUUGUAUUUGAAUCUAAUUAUUAUUUUUGUAGUGAGCUGAAGUGGCCCACUAAACAAGUCCCCAUCCCUUUGAGUCUAUACUCUCUGUGUGUGUGUGUGGUGUUACACUGGAAUUUAAACAAGCCUACCAAAAAGCCAUCUCCUUGUUUUUUUCCUAUCCAGUGUGCACUUUCUUCAGCCUCAGGAAAAAGGGGACCAAGUUACAUGCAUAUUUUUUUCCUGCUCUUUUAUUUUUUGUGUAGACAGACUGAAAGCAUACUUUUACUUAGGUUUAUUUAUUUGUAUGUCACUUUGUAAAUAUUUAUUUUUUUAAUGGUGUACAAAAAAUGUACAGAUAGUGAGAUGGAAGAUGUUUAAGAGAAAUAGUUAUUCUAACAAAAGAUGCUUCAGACUUGAGGUGCAAUAAGACUGUAAAGGAGAAAUGUGGUACUGAAUGAGAUAUUGGGCAUUUUUGGAUGUUAUAUACAACAUAGCCAAAUAUGCACAUCGCCUUUAAGUUAAUUUUUGCCUGCUGGAAAGAAAUGCCAAGAAUUGCAUACUAGUGAGAAAAGGUAUGUUUGUUUGUCCAUCAAAAUUUGUUUGGUUUUUUUGGUGGCAGUUUUAAAUGUUGUUCCUAAGUGUUGGUUGGAGACUUUUGCUCUCUUGGGGCAAAUGGGUGUUUUUAGUUUAUAUUUUCAGUCGUGGUUAAGCAUUGUAUUGGGAUGAUUGAGAGUGGUGUUUGCAAACCAGAAGGUAACAUUUCCUGCCUUCUAUUUUUUUUUUUUGUUUGUUUCUCUGGUGUAUUCUAGUAAGCCAGAGUCUGAAAUUUGCAGAUUGUUACUUGAAGAUGUGCAAGGACAAAACUGUGUUUUCAAAAACUGUGUUUUCAUAGCAAUUCUUAUAUUUGACCAAGGUGUAUAGCAUGACCCUUGUGGACUUGGAUGUGGUCAGUUGUGGCAUAUAUAAGAUCAUAAAGGUAUAGAUACAGGACUAUAGGCCGGAGAUACUGGAACUUCUGUUAGCUUAGUGUGAAAGGUCUGUAGCAUGAAGUUCACUGGUUAGUUGCAGGCCAAGUGUUUUUCUUGCCUCAUGUCCUCUCUGGAAGGCAUUUGUGAUGUUGUGGUGCUCACCAGUGUUCAGUGUGUUUUGUAGAUGUGUACAGCUCUGUAAUAGUGCCUCUGUUUAAAGGCAUAUGGCAGACAGUCAUUGUACAUCAGUGAAUAUUGAUCUUCCUGCUUGUCAUACUGCUAGGCAAUUAAGAGUAUGUAUAUGUCUACCCUUGCUGCCAAACUUAGUACAGUUUAGGAAGGCAAAAAGUAGCACAUACAGUAUACUUGAAACCAGGAGAUGGGAGAUUUGUUUCACUGACUGUAGCACUCUGCAGAGACUCCAGGCCUGUGUCUGUCCAGACCCACAUGAGCUACCAAAAGGUACCACAUAGAUCCAACUUACACUCCUGCUUUAUGAUCCUCUUCAUUUUCAGACUUGAUCAGACUUGUGCCAACCUGCAAACUCAUGCUGGAGAUUGAUAGGCAUCCUAGUAGAGAGAUAGGGCCCCAGAUUUCAAGAUGGGUAAAAAGAAAGGCUCAGAAAUGCACGAAUGACGGCAAAAUUGUAGCAUGGAUAGCCUAAGCUUUCUUGACAAUGGAUACUUCAGAGCAGGUCAGAAAAGUUCACAUUGAUGUAUUGUCUGGGGGAGCAUGUCUGGUGUUUUCAGUAACCAGGGUGAUGAUACUUCUACUUUCCUUAAUGAAAAAUGGUUGCAAAAAUAAGUAACGUUUGCUGCUGUGAAAUACUUCCUGGAACUUCAUUUGAAAUCCUCCAGCUUUGUACAACACAAUCUUAUUAGAUCCAGGUUUCCCUAGCUUUCUAUCAAGAUUCCAUGCCAAAGAUUUUCAGAAGUUUUAUAUAGACUUCUUUCCCAGCUUUUCACCUUUUGGCUCAGUUAUACAGAUUUCUGUGCUCUUCCUUUGACCUUUCAGCACUCCCAGAGAUGAGACUUCUAUCUGGGCAUCUAUGUGUUGGGAAAUUCCCAUUAUAACUGUGCAUAAGAGCAUUCCAUACUUCACAUCAGAGAUGAAUGUUGGCUUGGACUGAAAUGUGUAGGUCUUUCUCACAUGGUAUAUCUUUGUUACUUUUUUCUUCUGUAACAGCAUUGUGAAUAUUUUGGAUGGGUUUUAUAUGCUUAUUAAUGUGGUUGUUCCUUGUUUUUUUAAAAUAAACUAUAGAACUAA